CGGGCCCACCUGAGCGGCUCCCCUCCUACUCUCCUGCUAUAUAAGGCUGGCUAGGAGGAGAGGGCGGUUAGAUCUAGACACCAGCGACAAGCAGAGGAACCAGCAGCACAGCGGUUGUUGGAAAAGGAAAAGGAAAAAAAAAACAAAAAAAAAAGGUUACAAUCAUGACAAGCAUCUACUCCCUGGCUGCCAUCCUCCUGGUCCUCGGCGUUGUUCACAGCAGCUGGCAGGUUCCUCUGCAAGAGGUCGAUGACAUCUUGAGUUUCGAGGCAGACGACACAUUAGCCGACGAGCCCGGGGAGCUAUCCAGCAUGAAGAGCCACUCGGAGGGGACAUUCUCCAACGACUACAGCAAGUACCUGGAGGACAGGAAGGCACAGGACUUCAUCCGGUGGCUGAUGAACAACAAGAGGAGCGGAGCUGCAGAGAAACGUCAUGCGGACGGCACCUUCACCAGCGACGUCAGCUCCUACCUCAAGGACCAAGCAAUCAAAGACUUUGUUGCUAAGCUCAAGUCUGGACAAGUCAGAAGAGAAUCUGAAAUGGACAGGCGGGGUGAAGUGUUCAGCAAGAGGCAUGUAGAUGGAAGCUUCACCAGUGAUGUGAACAAAGUGCUGGACUCCAUGGCGGCCAAGGAAUAUUUACUCUGGGUCAUGACCUCCAAGCCUUCAGGGGAAAGCAAGAAGAGACAAGUGGUCUGAAGAGCGUCCCCACUCAGGAGCUCCCUCUGCGUGCUGGACACAAAGCCAUAAGACAGGAGGAACAGGAAGCCAUAAUGCUUUGCAUGCUUUCAACACUAUAUUUAAAUUUGUUUACUUUAUUGUAAAUUGUCAUGCGAAGAUACAAAAAAUAUAUAUAUAUUUGAAUACUCUUCCAUAGAUUUUAUGGUGCACCAGAGAAGGAAAUUUUCUAUAAAUUAUUUUCUAUAUUUUUAAAAAGGCGAAAACAAGAACACGUGAAAUCUCAGGUAGGACUAAAGCACAUGUAGUGUAGUCGAUUGCAUUUUAAUGAUCAGCCCUUAAAAGAAAAAAAUAAAGUUUUUCAUCGAUUGUGUGCUCAUGGCAUCAGUCUUGUAUUAUAACAAACUCGAUAUAAUAUGGAAGUUAAAGCUGCAGUGCAGACGCUUUGUCGCCCCCUUGUGGCGUUUUGUGUGUAGGACAGCCCUUCAAUCCCUGCUGUGUUUUAAUAUUUGACAAUGGGAAAAAAUAAAUAAAAGACGCUAGAUUUUAAAAAUGCUCAUUAAAGAUCAUGUUUAGAUGUUCUCAGACAUAUUUUCUAGGGUUAAAGCCCACAUGUAAGGUUCAUGCAGGAUAAAGAGGGAGGAAGAACAAGGAAACAAAAUGUACUUUGUAAAAGAGGAAAAGACUAAAGGCAAGAUAAUCAAUCAGAAAUACAAAUAAAAUAAAAAUAUGAGGAGGCACAAGGGCAUGAACAGUAAGACUCCAAAAAUCAAAAGGACAAACAUCAGGAGGCGGAAAGUCGGGGUUGUAUAUAUAAUCUCUCAAGGGCUGAUGGAGUAACAGGACACAGGUGAGACCAAUGAGGGGAGGAGCGUGCACACAAAUGACACAAAGCAAGACAGGUGAGAUUAAUCAGAGAGGCGAGAAAACUCCAACAAGAAAACUGAUCCAAAAAUAAAGCAGGAUCCAAAACUCCAAAAAUAAAGCAGGAAACAGGAGAAAACCCCAAAUAAGGUUAGAGAAAACAUUCAAAACACAAUGUUUGUCAACUUGUGUUCAUACAGUCCAGUCAGCAUCAAGCCAUAGAGUUUCAUAUUAAAGCAUUUUUUUUUCUUACUAUAAUUAUAAGGUGAUCAGUCAUCCCUGUGUUGAAACCAACCCAAACUAAAAUAUUUGAGGGGUAAAUGCCCUCAGUUUCAAACUGUUGUUCAUGUACUGCUAACGUUAGCACCAUAUUUAGCAUAUAAAUAUGAGAGUAGUGUCAAUUGUCUCAUCUAAUUCUCAAGAAUAAUAUUUUUCAGUAAAUCAAACAAGUUUUUGCUACUGUUGAGGAGUUUCAUGGUAGUCAUUUUACGAGUUUUAGCCUUUUUGCUAAACUAAACUAAUCUGCCAGUGAAUUCAGUUUGAGAUUUAGCAGCAUAUUCAUAUUGUUACAGCAUAUUCAGGAGAAAGAAAUUGUUUCAGUCUUUGUGCUAAGAUAAGAUAAACUAACCAUUGCUUGUCUUGGCCUCAUAUUUAUCAGUCAUCGCUGUGUUCAAACCUGCCCAAACAAAGAUAUUUGUUUCAAACUGUAGACACUUCAUUGUAAUCUCAUUAGGUUCUGUGAGGCCUUGCACUAUUUUGCUUUCAAACUCACUGUGUUGUUCGUGUGCAGAUGCAAGCAUUUCCAUUUAAAUAGCUUGGGAAGAACAGUCAGGAUUAUAAAUGGCAUAAAAACACACUGCAGACAGUUUAUUAUCGUGCAGUUUGGUUCUUACCAGACAUACUCUAAUUAAUGUCACAUAAAAUAAAACAAACUUUGCAUUCAGCCGACUAAAAUUAAUUAAAUAAUCGAUUUUCAGGGGAAUUAAUGACAAAGCAAUCAUGCAAAAUAAUAUUUUAGUUAAGAUGAAUGAGUCAGCAACAUCUGAAUUAAUCUUUAUUUGCUGCAUCUAAAAUUAUCUAUACGAGAUGCUGAGUCAGAUGUUUGUGAGAAGUCGCUUUCACGUCCUCCAGAUUCCUCCGAACUCUCCCCCAAAGUAGCAGAGGCAAAAAAUAAAACGCCACAUCUUUUAAUUAUUUUUUUUUAACAGUUUAUUAUCUUUAUUUAUGCUCUCACUCUUUGCGUGUGUCUCUCUCGUGCUCUCGUUCAUCCCCAUGAAACAAACCACAGUUUUGAACAACAGAUCUAAACGGAUCUAUACAGGUGACUUUAAAUUAUCAAACAGAAAGUGUUACGACGAUUCCUACCAAAUUUAAGGCAGAAUUCCACACAGAAGUGGCCAAAAUAUUUGAUACUGAUAUAAAUUUGACCCAUUAUUAGCUUCUCUAAUAAACUAAGGACCAUCAACUAGACAAUGGGAAAAGAACAUCUACAACGAAAAACCCAAUCCAACAUUGACGUCAUGUUAGUAAUAUAUUAGUAACAUUUUACAUGAAUAAAAUAUACUAUGUAUUAUACAUUGUUAAGACUCUUUACCAUUUAUUACAUGUUGCCCUUCCCAGAAAAAAGGUAUUAUUGCAUCUCUAGAAGUAACCAUGGUCCUGCAGUGAGGCAGUCGAGACUGCUUCACCAUCAUGCAGGUAUUUUUUUUUUUCUUCAUUUAUUUUUUUAAAUAAUUAGCUUCAGAUGCUAA
This is a messenger RNA of Mugil cephalus (flathead mullet), 3295 nucleotides long. RefSeq names its product glucagon-1-like. NCBI's taxonomy places the organism in Eukaryota, Metazoa, Chordata, Actinopteri, Mugiliformes, Mugilidae. Gene Ontology annotation, molecular function: hormone activity; glucagon receptor binding. Gene Ontology annotation, biological process: response to starvation. The transcript is spliced from 6 exons. Gene Ontology annotation, cellular component: extracellular region. Bases 165 to 701 code for a protein of 178 amino acids. The record is from RefSeq and is a predicted model, not a curated record.